Messenger RNA from Macaca mulatta (Rhesus monkey), 849 nucleotides. The record is from RefSeq and is a predicted model, not a curated record. Lineage: Eukaryota; Metazoa; Chordata; Mammalia; Primates; Cercopithecidae.
AUUCCCAGUAUCAACUCCGAUUUAGGAAAUGAAUUGUAUUUUGUUAAAUUACCCAAGUUUCUCAGUAUAGAACCCAAGUAGAAAAUACUAUAAGAUGGAGGAUACGCCGGGAUGAAGAAGGAAAUAAAAUUAAAGAAAGCAAUGCUCGGAUGGUCAAGUGGUCAGAUAGAAGCAUGUCCCUGCAUUUAGGCAAUGAAGUGUUUGAUGUGUACAAAGCCCCGCUGCUGGGCAAUUACAUCCACCUGUUUAUAAGAGAAGACACUGGUCUGCAGGGACAAGCCAUCUUUAAAUCCAAACUUACCUUUAGACCUCACUCUAGAGACAGUGCCACAUACAGAAAGAUGACCCUGCCACUUGCUAAUAGAAGUUCAAAGACACAGAAAAUUAGAAUCUUACCAAUGGCGGGUCGUGAUCCUGAAGGCCAACACACAGAAGUGAUGAAGAAAGAGGAACGCUUGAGGGCUUCCACUCACCGGGAGUCUCAGGCAAUCCAUCUGCGGGAGAAGCGCUACCAGCAGGAGCCAAGUGUCUCCUACCAGGACCCUGGCAGUGACGGUGUGGAGGAGGAAGGCAAGGACACCUUCAGCCUGGCUGCUAUUAAAAACUAUUAUCAAGGUGAAUUCCAAGGUGAGUCAGGUUAUGGAGGUCACAUUUCAUCAUUUCAGGGUGGCAGUGCCUGCUUUUGCUCUGGUGAGCUGUUACUCCUUGUCCUACUAUUUAUUGAGGACAAAAGUACGAAGGCCUUUUUGUUUUCUCUCCCACAGAAAAGAUUAGCUGUGAAAAUAUGGCAUCUGGCUGGGCGCAGUGGCUCACGCCUGUAAUCCCAGCACUUUGGGAGGCUGAGGCAGG